AUGGCGGCGUUUCAGAGGUUCAAGCUGCUGGCGACGCAGUGCGCCACGGCGGCGGGAAGCCCGUCGAGGAGCCCGCUCCCAACUUCCAGCGCGAAGAGCCCCUCCUUCCAUCUCCGCCGGCGAAAGACGACUCUCCGCCGCCUCCUCAGCCGCUCGUCUUCUUCUUCCUCCUCAACGCGUCGCCUGCUGCGGCGGAGAGAGGAGGCGGGGGACGGCGGAGCGCAACCCGGGGAUGGCGAACGGAAGGGGCUUCUGAGCCACCACACCUCUCUCAAGGACCUCUUCGUCUCCUCCUCCCCAUCGCCGCCGGAUCCGGGAGCGCUCCGGCUCGGCGCCGGCGACUGCGGCCGCCAGUCGCCGCCGCCGGCGCGAUCUGCCGUUCGGAGGUCCGUCCUCGAGGGAAUCGGCGGCGGCGGCGGCAGGUUCAGAUCCACGGCAGCACUCCGGUUCCGGCUGCUGCGCAGGGCUUGGCGCCCCGCCCUCCUCACCAUCCCCGAGUAA
Messenger RNA from Spirodela intermedia, 501 nucleotides. Lineage: Eukaryota; Viridiplantae; Streptophyta; Magnoliopsida; Alismatales; Araceae. The record is from the annotation of a GenBank genome assembly.